Messenger RNA from Seminavis robusta, 1373 nucleotides. Lineage: Eukaryota; Bacillariophyta; Bacillariophyceae; Naviculales; Naviculaceae. The record is from the annotation of a GenBank genome assembly.
AUGUAUCUUCCGGGGAACGAGGAUGUCUCUUCCAGGAUUAUUACCGCCACACAAAUGCCAGCUGCAAAUCUUGCCUCCCACUGCCAUUAUUGACCUCGCUUGGGAACCCCAACACUGGCCUUUUGUAGUACAGUAGUAAAGCAUUUGCGCCGACCCCGAUUAGGUGGUGGUUAUAAUAAGAAAGACCCUACCAUCGAAUCUCCCUCUUGUGCUGGCUGACUGCCUCCGAGCUUGAUAGUAGUAGUCGAGAUAGUAGUCUUCCAGAAAAAUCCGCCUCUAUCCAGAGAUACAUCACAUCAGUCACAUCACAACCACAACUCACUAAAACCACAGGAUGAUGUCUCCAGUAAAGUUAGUGGCAAUACUACUGGCAGGUCUCUGUUCCUUCACAGUCGGAGUGCGACGACAUGAGGAUUCGCCGGAUGGUCAUCUUCUGGCCGCCGAUACGGUAGAGCGAGUAAAAGAGGCUCUGGCAGAAGGUGCCAAUAUCAAUGUCCAAGACGAAGUGAACGGCCAGACUGCCGUGAUGCGAGCCACACUGCACGGAUGGACCAGUAUUGUUGCAUACUUGUUAGACCAAGGGGCGGAUGUUAGCAUUGGAGAGAAAGAUGGGUAUACGCCCCCUCAUGGCGCCGGGUUUCAAGGCAGAGCCAAAAUUAUGUCCAUUUUGAGAGACCACAAUGUUGAUGUCGUUUCCCCGGCGGAAAAGGACGGAUUUACGCCAUUUCAUAGAGCAUGUUGGGGAAGAGAAACUCGACAUACAGAAACAAUCCGCUAUUUGUUAGAGGACCUGGGUGUAGAUGCCAACUUGAAAGGGGGGCCAGACCAACAAACCUGUUUUCAAAUGACCCCCAACGCCAAAACCAGAGCUCUGCUCGUACAGCAUGGCGCCGGAAACGCAGAAUUAUAAAAUCAAGCAAAUCAAAUCCAACCACGAACGAACGAACGAACGAUUUCGUCAAACAAAACAAACAGUACAAAAUGAAUGAAUGAAAUCAUGUCUCUUGCUGCAUUUAUAUCCAGUCAGCCAAUCGACCUGGCUGUCUCGUGCGAUGCCAGCAUUUUCCAAAAUCUCUCAACCAUCAUCACAAUUUCCACUACUAGCUAGUGGUAACCCCUCCCCCCUUCUGAGCACUUUUUGCUGCUAUAGACGACAGCAAAUGAUGUUGCUCAUUUCACAACAAACAAUCUUGUGACUUUUUAACCGUUCUUCUAAAGUACAAUAAACCCUGUUGUAUAUAUCGAAAGGUCACUAACGAAGGCCUAGUCCCCGGGGAACCAGUACCGUAGUAACCUAGACGCCCAGAAUAGCUUAGGAAGGGAGAGACGGGCAAAUAAUAGCAUGACACUUUCUGGGUGCACUGCGAUCAGCA